UACAUACAUCACAUGAUACGAAAGUGAAGUGACUAUACUUCGGACGUCUUCCUUACGUCAAUUGGUGUAACGGUGUAAAAAAUCGAGUGUAUGUACACAUACACACACACAGUCAGAUUAAAGCUUACUUGGCAAGUUCGCAGAUUGCCAAUCUUCGCGCGACUUCAUUUCAAUAUCGCUCUCCUUGCAUACUCCAACAUAUUUCUAUUCACGUUGUAAUUGUGAACUUUUCCUUCCUUUCUCACCAAUUCUUAAUUUGACUGUAUUCUUUAUAUUAUUACUUGUUAUCUACUGUUCGCUCGCAUUUACAACAUGAAUACCAGAUUCACGGGAAUAGAACUGGGGCCUCCUAUCGAGGUUUUUGCACUGCAAAAAACAUUCGUCGACGAUACUUACGAAAAGAAAGUUAAUCUCACUAUAGGAGCUUACCGCACUAACGAAGGUAAACCAUGGGUUCUACCUGUUGUAAAAAAGGUAGAAAAAUCACUUGCAGCAGAUGAUUUACAAAAUCAUGAAUAUUUACCAGUUCUUGGCUUAGAAGCAUUUAGCGAAGCUGCUACAAGUAUGUUAUUAGGUACAAAUUCUCCUGUUAUUGCCCAAGGGCGUGCUUUUGGUAUUCAAUCGCUUUCUGGUACUGGAGCACUGCGUGUUGCCGCUGAAUUUUUGAGUCGUAUUCUACAUUACGAUACCUUUUAUUACAGUAAACCUUCCUGGGAAAAUCACAGACUGGUAUUUAUUAAUGGAGGAUUUAAAAAUGCUCGUGAAUAUACAUAUUGGAAUGAAAAGACUCGUAACAUCGAUUUAGAAGGAAUGCUCCGGGAUUUACGAGAUGCUCCAGAAAAUGCUGUAAUCAUUUUGCACUCAUGUGCACAUAAUCCAACUGGAUGUGAUCCAACUCCAGAGCAAUGGGCUAAAAUAGCUAAUAUAAUACAGGAAAAACACCUUUUUCCAUUAUUUGACAGUGCAUAUCAGGGUUUUGCAAGUGGAGAUUUAGAUAAAGAUGCGUACGCUGUACGAUUGUUUGCCGAACAUGGAAUCGAAUUCAUUUGUACACAAAGUUUUGCGAAAAAUUUUGGAUUAUACAACGAAAGAGUUGGUAACAUAGUUUUUGUGUUGGCCGAUACAAAGGAGAUGAUUCAAGCUAGAUCACAAUUAACAUUAAUUAUCCGAGGAAUGUAUAGCAAUCCUCCUAAUCAUGGUGCUCGAAUUGUUGCAACUGUGCUGAGAAAUCCGGAGCUCUUUGAGGAAUGGAAGGAUCAUAUUAAAACAAUGUCCAGUAGAAUUAAACAAAUGAGGGUAGGUUUACAUCAUAGAUUGCUCGAACUAGGUACUCCAGGUACUUGGGAUCAUAUUAUUCAGCAAAUUGGAAUGUUCUCAUAUACAGGACUCAUCGAGAAGCAAGUCCAGCAUCUGAGAGAUCAUUAUCACAUUUAUAUGUUACGUAGUGGACGUAUAAAUAUGUGUGGGCUCAAUGAAAAUAAUUUGGAUUAUGUGGCAAAUGCAAUUAAUGAAACGAUAAAGCUGUUGCCAGAAGUACAAAACGACUGUAUGUGUCGAAAAAUGCCAGGUUGCGCAGCUAUUGGUUGUAACAAUCGUAGUGAAAAAGGAUAUAUUAUGAAAUGUUUUCCUCGAGAUUUAAAUUUAAGACAAAUUUGGCAGGAUCGCGUCGCUAGAGCCGAUUGGGAACCGUCUAACAAUUCCUUUCUCUGUCAUGUACAUUUUGAACCUAAAGAAUGGGUUAUAACCCAAAAUGGCAAACUCAGAUUAAAGAAGAAUGCUGUUCCAUCUAUUUUUACCGUAACAUCAACCAGGAAAUCUGCCAAGAAGCGCAUCAAGUUAGCUAAUAUGAAGAAUGAAGACUAUUAUAUGGUGGAAUCUUUAGAAAAUGAUACUGACAAUUCGUCUAUUAGUCAUUUGGAAGAAAAAGAUUCUGAUAUGCAGGAUAUUGAUAAAUCGUCUAUACAAUCGCUUGUACAUCAGCAAGUAAAUUAUUUUCCAAAAAAGAUAGAAAAUCAACAAGCAUCUCAUGGACAUUAUAUAGAUAUUACGAAUGAUCUUCAACAAAAAAAUAUAAUUUCAGAUAAUAGUAUGGAGGUAGAGAGUGAUACUAAAGAACAUGACACUGAAGAACAAGCAAGUAUGGAGAAUAAAAUAUCUGUUAGUAAUUUUAUAAUAAAGACAAAUUCAACUGAUAAUCAGAGUGAGGAUGUAAAAACAGAAAUAAAACAAGAUAAUAACAUCUUCGAUGAUAAUUAUGAUGAGAUAGAGGAGAAAUUAAAGCAAAUUUGCGAUGGUCGUGAAGAAAAGAAUAUAUCUAAUAUAGAAGAACUAAAUUCAAUUUCUAAAAAUUGGAAAGGAAGUUUAGAAAAGUCGAUAAUGCAGCCAUUGUUUCAUAAAGGUAUAAGUUAUAAAUAUUCAUCGAGGAAUGAAAUUGGAGAUAUGCUUACCGACAAUAGAGACAACAUUGAGAUCAUCUUUGGUAGUGAAAGUAGUGAAGAAUUUGUUCGAAUUCCUAGGUAUACAUUUUCUAGCAAUGGGACUAAUGAGAAUGACAAACGAGAUCAUCAUACCACAAAUAUCAAUAGUAUUACUAAUGAUAAAGAGCUCACUGAAACUGAAUGUACAGAAGACACUUUCAGCAGAGAAAAUUUAUAUGUUCCAUCAAAUGCAAGGACUGCUGUAAGGUAUAAAGAAGCAAUUCGAGAGGAAGUUAUGAAAUCUUUAAAAGCAUCAGUUCAAGAUACAUCUUUAGAGGAUACAAAUUCUAUGAUUAACAGUGAUACUUCAGAUGCAGAAAUAGAAAACGAAUCAACAAAGGAACUGAAUAUAUCCGAAAUUAUGGGAUAUAAUAAAGACGGUGCUAUAUCAGAUACAACAAGAUUCACAGUCAAAGUUACAGGCGAUCGCGAGGAUGUAGUUGAUAUUAUGCAAGAUUUAUUUAAAAAUACACAAGAUUUUAUUAUUCAAGAGCACAAUAAUACUUGUUUACAGCAAGAAAAUAAUACGGCUGUUACUUCUAUCAUUACGAUAGAUGAUUAUCCAUUAGAAACAAGUUCUAUAGAUAAAUGCAAUGGUAUUGCUUCGCCAUGUAUUACAAGUAUUGCAUUAAGAAAUAACGAUCAAAUGUCAUUUGCUUCAAAUUUACAAAAUGAUGAAUGUCUAACUACAAGAUUACCGUCAUUGAAUAUGAAUGAAGAGAAGGAUUCAGAAGUGAAUAACGCCAUUAUUAAUAGUAUUAUUGAACAACCAACGAUAGAUAAUGCUAGUAAAUGUGAAUAUAAGAAAUUACAACAAAAAGUGAAACUGCAAGAGACUGUCAUUGGGCAAUUAACUCAUCAACUUAUUUUGCUCAAGGAUUUGGAGAAAAAAUUGCAAAAUAAAAAUUUGAUACUCAAAGCAAGGACAAAGAAACUGGAAAAACAGAUGGAUGAAUUGAAUAAAAGUACAGAUGGCGUAUCAUCUCUAACAAUUAAAAAAAUGGAUAUGAGACAAAAACUGAUUUAUGAUUUAUCGCACAGAAUGAGUAAUUUCGAAGAGAUGAAUAAAAAGUUAAUGAAAACUAUAACUAUCGAAUGUCAACAAAAGAGACGGCUAGAAAAUCAAAUCAAGCAAAGAGAUAAACAAAUAAAAGAACUCAAUUGGAAAUUGGACAAGGCUUCGAAAUACCUCGAGCGAGCAGAGAAAAAUACAAAUACAUAUAGAAAAAAGAUGUUAAAUAUGCAAACUUUUAUGAGAAGAAGAAAACUCUUGGAUGGAAGUACAAGUGAAUUUUAUGACAUAAUGGUAGACAGUACGAAGGAAAACUAUUCCGAAAAAAUUCUAACAAUGGCAACGGAAAUUAAAGAAAUUUGUGGUACUAAUGGAUACAAAAAGUUGUUAAACUGUGGGUUUCCCCUUCCAGCACUAUCGAUUUUGCAAACUCUCCCGAAUAACAGUAUGUCAGAUACCAGUAAAAGUAACAACAAAAUUCAAGAAAUGAUCUAUUUAAAUACAGACGAAGAGAAUGAUACUCAGUAUAUGAAAAAUGAUAUAGAAGUCGAUACAAAAAAUCAUGCGGAGUGUACAACGGUUUGUGUAGGAAGCAUGGACGGUAUGGAAACUGUAACAGGCACUGUUCAAGAUAUUUUCGACGAAAGCAACGACGAUGUAGAUGAUUUGAGUACAAAUGAAUUGAGCGAUCAUUUUAUUUUACAAUUAAAUGCAGUUAUUUAA
Mycetomoellerius zeteki is the source of this 4212-nucleotide messenger RNA. RefSeq names its product Glutamate oxaloacetate transaminase 1 (gene Got1). The record is from RefSeq and is a predicted model, not a curated record. Gene Ontology annotation, cellular component: cytosol. Gene Ontology annotation, biological process: L-aspartate biosynthetic process. Gene Ontology annotation, molecular function: L-aspartate:2-oxoglutarate transaminase activity; pyridoxal phosphate binding. The coding region runs from base 313 to 4212 and encodes 1299 amino acids. The transcript is spliced from 7 exons. NCBI's taxonomy places the organism in Eukaryota, Metazoa, Arthropoda, Insecta, Hymenoptera, Formicidae.